CAGUACCACGUUAUUGUCGGGACGUCGAGGGUCUCUCGUGUCAUCGUUUCUGAGAACCUACGUGUGUCUAGAAGAGGAAGAUCGAAGGAGGAAGUGUCAGCCAACGUAAAUCUUCGUGCCAGUUAAUCCACGUCCAGUUACUUUUUCGCAGUCGCGCUUUGCUUUGGCGAACAGCUCGAAUGAACUGCGAGGCGAUCGUCAGGGGCGUGAGAAUGCUGAAGAUCGUCAAGGUCGGCUCGAACGGACUCAGAAGGCUGCACACAAGCAAUAAGAGACGAGCGGCGGUACCAGCGUCGAAGAAACUAGGAAGUGCAAAGUACUUGGAUGCCGCUUUUGGAAGUGCCUUAGAAUUGGAACGAGCACAGACACGCGAGUACAGCUUCAUUCAUGACAGUCAUUACAUGUACACUAGAGAUCAAGAUCAAGCGACGAACGCGGAAGAUGUCCUCUUCGACAUGUUUAAAAACGAGGAUACCGGCCUCCUAGCGGUGGGAAAAUUUUUGGCUGCUCUGAGGACCACCGGUUUGCGAAACGAAGAUCCUAGACUUCAAGAAUUCACGGAUAAUUUACGAAAGGAACACUUGAAGUGCGGAGGUCACGAGGGUGUAUCUCACGAGACUCAAAAAUUGAAUAGAGAACAAUUUAGACGAAUUAUAAAUCCGAACAUAGUGCUGAUCUCACGGGCGUUUAGGCAUCAAUUCAUUAUCCCCGACUGGUCGGGCUUCACCAAGCACAUAGAGGAUUUCUACUGGAAAUGCAAAUCGAACUCGGAGGGCAAGGUCGCCUCGUACAUACCGCAAUUAGCGAGGAUGAAUCCAGAUUACUGGGGCGUUUCCGUUUGCACGAUCGAUGGGCAGAGAUUCAGCAUCGGCGACACCUCGAUCCCGUUUACUUUGCAAAGUUGCAGCAAGCCCUUGACUUAUGCGAUCGCUUUAGAUAGGCUGGGACAGGAAGUGGUCCAUCAAUACGUCGGUCAGGAACCAUCCGGACGAAACUUCAACGAGUUGGUGCUAGAUUACAACAAGAAACCUCAUAAUCCUAUGAUCAACGCUGGGGCAAUCCUAGUCUGUUCUCUCCUAAAGUCUCUAAUCAAGCCUGAAAUGACUUUAGCUGAAAAAUUCGAUUUUACAAUGAACUACUUCAAGAGGCUAGCUGGUGAAGAGAAUCUAGGCUUCAACAACGCUGUGUUUUUAUCGGAACGGGAAGCUGCUGACAGAAAUUACGCACUCGGAUUCUACAUGAGGGAACACAAUUGUUAUCCCGAUAAAUCGAAUCUAAAAGAAAUCUUGGAUUUCUAUUUUCAGUGUUGCUCCAUGGAGGCGAAUUGUGACACAAUGUCAGUGAUGGCGGCUACUUUGGCCAACGGUGGUAUUUGUCCCAUCACCGAAGAAAAGGUUUUAAAGCCUGACAGCGUUCGAGAUGUUCUGAGUUUAAUGCACAGCUGUGGAAUGUACGACUACAGUGGCCAAUUUGCGUUCAAGGUUGGCAUACCAGCCAAGUCCGGAGUGUCAGGAUGUCUCUUGGUAGUGAUACCAAACGUGAUGGGUAUUUGCACGUGGUCUCCACCAUUGGAUCCUCUUGGGAACUCCUGCAGAGGGGUCCAAUUCUGUCAGGAACUCGUCUCUGAGUUCAACUUUCAUAGCACCUACUAUGAUCACAGGUACGACAAUCUGAAGCACGCGACUAAUAAGAAAGACCCGAGGAGGCACAAAUACGAAACCAAAGGGCUGUCGAUCGUUAAUCUUCUGUUCAGCGCAGCCAGUGGCGAUGUUACGGCGAUGAGAAGGCAUCGAUUGAGCGGAAUGGACAUGACCCUGUCGGAUUAUGAUGGUCGAACAGCUCUGCAUUUAGCUGCUAGCGAAGGGCAUUUGGAUUGUGUCGAAUUUUUAAUCGAACAGUGUGGAGUUCCUCACAAUCCUAAAGACAGAUGGGGAAAAAGGCCGAUCGAUGAGGCAGAAACAUUCGGACACAUGCAGGUGGUGGAAUACUUAAACAACUACGCUAUGGCCUUAAAGACGGAACAGGAAAACGAAGAAAAGGAGAAUAAUACGGAGGAAGGGGAUCAAAGAAAAGUAGCUGAAUCAACGGCGCAAACACCGAUACCAUAAGAUCAUAGCAGCUUUAGAUAGGAUAUUUUUCAUGGAAAGUGCGCGGUAUGAUUGACUUACAAUAAGAAAAUGACGGAAGGAUCUCGAGAUCACAGUGAAUCAAUUAUUUUCCUACAAAAACACACCCUACGGCUGAUUUAGUUUAUUUUUACGAUUAAUUGAAUUUUUAGCCUAGAAUUAUUAUAAUCCUGUUCUUAUCAUCAAAUAGUUUCUUUUUUUGUAUCUUAACUAUUUGAUCUUUUUUUGUAUGAAUGUGUGCGUAUGUGUAUAGAUUUUAAGAAAUGUAUGAAUGCUUUUUUGAACUAUGUUAAUUAUUUUUGUUUCUUGUUAACAGGAUACGAUUCGUACGGCAUUUUUAGUAUUAAAGAUUUAUCGUUUCAUGAAAUAGCAGCAGUUUGGAUGAUAGAAGGCUAGCACGUUCAUGGUAAUUUUACAGUAUUAUUCACGUGAUUUAGAUCUUACUUAUAAUAAGGAAUAAUUCGUCUCUUUUUUUUGUAAUAUACUUAUACGUAAAUGUCAUCUGUUUAAGUAUUAAUUUAAAUUUCGAAUGAUUGUGCAAGAGAAGUGACGUAUACCGAUGAUAAUUAAUUUCUAUAUUAGCAUAAAGAGCAUUUCGUUCAUUUACUACGAUACUCGUUCCUACGUGUUCAUCGGUAUAUGCUUUAAAUAUCGAGAAGGAAAAGUUCCAAAUUUAGGUACAACUAAGAAUCAUUUUCUAUCAAUUUGCAAUUAACAUUUUACUAAUUUUAAUAUUUCCUGUUCCAUUUCGUUUAACCUUCCAUUUUAUUGUUAUGUUAUAUUAUAUUUCAUCAGCGUAGUAUUAUAUUGGAAUAAAAGGAUUUAUUUAUGAUAAUUGUUAAUAAUGAUAUUUUAAAUUGAAAAAACCAGAACUGUGAUUGUCUGUGUCCUAUAUAUAAAAUUAUUAGUCAAAGGGAUAAGGAUCGUGGAUCUCUAUAUUAGUAGAGGAAGAGAACAACAAAAAGUAGCUACCGGAAGCGUCUUCUGCUUCCUGUACGGGUGGUACAUUUUACCACUGUCUGUUUAUUCAAUCAGAUGUUCAACCCUUUAUUUGGCAAAAUGGAAGUCCAGAAAAUUGAUAUUGUUUAACUUUCAAAGAAACUUACUUUUCUGUGAAUUAUUUGCUUUAUAAAAUUAUUGAAAUCCGGAUUGCCGAAUAAGGGGUUCGUGUUAGUGUCACGUUUCGUCAAUUACCUCGAAAUCUGCCUUAAAGUCGACGAAGGAAUGGUAAUUAUACAAAGGGGAGUAAAAAACUUAUCAAAUUUCGCUUUGUACGAUUCUUCAUUGUCUCGUGAGCAAGAACAUGUAAAAAUCGAAGACUCGAAGUGGAAUGAACUGCAUGGAUAACAGGCAUAUUGUCUGUUUGGAAUCUUUUACCUGAAAAGAGAAUUUUCAUGUCAUGAAAGAUUCCCCAGAUGAGAAACAUAUCGUUCUGAAUACGUGCUUAAAUUGGAAAUUUCUUUGUGAUUCUUGCAAAAUGCAUUUAAAUCUAAUUUUUUAUUUAAACAAAAAUUUCAGUUUAUGUAGCAUUCUAUUGUUUCGCAUCUAAUUUGAAAUAAAAGUAAUUAAAGGCACGAAUGUUAACACUUCUCGUACUUGUUUUGUAUAAUGCUACCUAAACUUGGAAAUUUCUAAACGAUUGUAUCUAAAAACUGCUGAAAGAGAAAGAUCUAUACAUAUACGAAAACGAAGAAGUUUGCUUCUUAAAUUCAUUCAGGAGAUUUGUUGGAAAUUCGAACAGUUAUCGUUGCUUAAGAAGUGAAAAGAAAAAUCACGUUCAACGGGUAGAUUAGCAAGGACACGUACAAUGAGCGUCAAUUAUCUCCUCUUAAGUUAACCAGGACUGUCGAAAAAACGAAAUAAGCUUGAUUAAUGUAAAAAGCAAAACAAAAAAAAUGAAUACUUAAAAGCAUUGUGUCAAAUAAAUCUUCCAAAAAUUUUACCUUCGCAAAUAUGUAACUUUUCAAGGUCUGAAUUCUCCGUCAUUUGAAUGUUUCGAAACGUCCAAUUAAUGCUAUUUCGAAUAUAUACAUAAUGUAUAACAAAAUAUUCUUCCAAUGGACGAAAGAUAAUACCGAUAUCUAACGUUGGGAAAGGUAUCUAUGCAAAAGCAACUUUUACUUUCAAUUGAACGAUAUUAUAAUUUUACUACGCUAAAGCAAAAAUAUUUUAUAUAAAUUAUAACUGAUUUUUCUAAAAAUCAAUUCUCUUUUUAUCUAUGAUGAAAUACAUAAUGUCAUCGAAUAUUUUAUUUUAAUUUCAUUCGCGUGAAUAUCAUGAAUCAGAUUCACGAAUACUAUUAUUUUAUUCCAAAAGUUGAAAAUUGAAUUAGAAGAUAUUUUGAAUCUUUAAUGUAACAUUAACGAUAUAUACGGAUAACAAUAUUGUCGGUUGAAAGUAAAAACAGCAAAAAUAAAAUACCUUUUUCUGCCUACAUAUUAUACGAUCCUCCAACUGAUUUAAAUUCAGAUUUUCACUUACAAGUGGACAAUAACUUUCAUCGAUACGAUCAUUAUUCCGUUCAUUAACACUCGAUCCGAUCAUGUUUUAUUCUCUUCUCUUAUUGCUACAACAAUAGAAUGGGUUAUUUGUAUUAAUAUUUUGUAAGAAUGUUUUAAAUUGCGUUUAAAGAAGAGGAGUUGGAGAAAUUAUUUUAGAAAUACGUAACUCGUACAUCUCCAUGAUUGUACUUAAAUUGCUUGUGAAAUAAAUAUUUCAAGUACA
Bombus terrestris (buff-tailed bumblebee) is the source of this 4850-nucleotide messenger RNA. RefSeq names its product glutaminase kidney isoform, mitochondrial (gene GLS). The transcript has 12 exons. The record is from RefSeq and is a predicted model, not a curated record. Lineage: Eukaryota; Metazoa; Arthropoda; Insecta; Hymenoptera; Apidae. The coding region runs from base 180 to 2108 and encodes 642 amino acids. Gene Ontology annotation, biological process: L-glutamine catabolic process. Gene Ontology annotation, molecular function: glutaminase activity; protein binding.